Messenger RNA from Malus domestica (apple), 789 nucleotides. RefSeq lists its product as uncharacterized. Gene Ontology annotation, molecular function: RNA binding. The record is from RefSeq and is a predicted model, not a curated record. NCBI's taxonomy places the organism in Eukaryota, Viridiplantae, Streptophyta, Magnoliopsida, Rosales, Rosaceae.
UAGUUGUAUGCUUUUUUCAAAAUAGAAUCUAAUUCGAAGCAUUUGGCUUUGUAUCGUACAAUGAAUAAUCAGACUAUGAAGUUUAGUAGAAGGCGGAUGGCGGAUGGUAACUGUGAAACAUAAUAAUAUGGCCACAGAAGAUUUAACUGUUCAGGUUCUCAACCUUGCUCCAAGGGUGACUCUUGCAGAUUUGAAUACCUUCUUCUCUUACUGUGGAACUGUUCAACAAAUCCAGCUCCUGAGGGAUAAAGACCAAUUACCGUAUGCUUUAGUGACUUUUGUGCAGCCUUAUGCUUUUCAAACUGCUCUUCUCCUUGAUGAUGCUACAUUUGGAGGCCAACAAAUUGGCAUAUUACCUGCAUAUGAUAUAAGAAUUCCUAUAGUUUCAGAUGAAGACACAAAAGAUGAUCACACCCAGGUUAAUGAUAAAGUUGGUACUUUGAUGUGCUUCUGUGGCUGUUUUGGUUAGAUUUCUUAGGGAUUCGAAAUGACAGAAUGAAUAAGGAAUGUUGCAGGUAUUUGACGGCUACAAGGCUGUGCAAUUGCAUCAGCUAUAAUUUCAUUUACAUAGGAGUGUUUGAAUAAGGAAUGUUGCAGGUAUUUGACGGCUACAAGGCUGUGCAAUUGCAUCAGCUAUAAUUUCAUUUACAUAGGAGUGUUUGUAGGGUUUUGGUACAUUGUCAACUCACAAACAUCUCUCCUAACUGUGCCAGAGGACAAGAAUGUAUUAUGAAUUUGACUACUAUACUCUACAUUUAAUCCUAGCCCUUCAUUGGGGGUUUUAAGUGA